AUGGCACCUCAUGCACAUUCACAUUCUCACGAGGGUGAGAAGUCGAUUUUACAUGCUUCAAAAACAUGCCGUUUAGGAACGGUAUUAGCUCUUACAAUUGGAUUUUUCUUUGUUGAACUUAUUUGUGGAUAUAUUCUUCAUUCAGUGGCUAUUUUUGCCGAUGCUAUUCAUAUGCUCAGUGAUAGUGGAGCGCUUAUUAUUGCAAUGGUCUCAGUACGAAUUUCAAAACGAAAAUCAGCUAAAAAUACAUUCGGUUGGGUACGUGCACAAGAACUGGGUGCUAUGGUUAAUUGUAUAUUGCUGAUGUCACUUUGUUUUACUAUUCUUGUUCAAGCUGUAAAACGUUUAAUUUCAAUAGAACCCAUUGAUCAAACUAGAUUAAAAUUAUAUAUUAUUGUUGGUCUAGUUGGCUUGGGUAUUAAUCUUAUGGCAUUGGCCAUUCUUGGAGGAGAUAUGAGUCAUGGACAUUCACAUGGAGGUGAUAGUAAGAAGUCAAAGAGCGCAAAAGACAAUAAAAAAGAUGAAGAAGGUAUCGAAAUAGGCGAAGGUGAACAUUUAUGUGCUGAUGAACAAAACGAUAGCGAAAAUCAUCAUGGUCAUUCACAUGGUCCUAAAUCACCAGUGUUAAAUGGUGAUCAAAACGUAAAAAAGAAAAAAAAGAAAGGACUGGACGGAAGUCAAAUGAAUAUUCGUGGUGCUUUUCUUCAUGUACUGAAUGAUGCACUUGGUUCAGUUAUUGUUGUUUUAGCUGGUUUAGCUAUGAAGCAAUGGCCUGACAAAACAUGGGUUAAUUAUAUUGAUCCAUUAGCUAGUUUACUUAUGAUUUCUAUGAUUGUUGUAUUUACUAUUCCCUUGUUGCGUGAAUCAGCAUUAGUUCUUUUACAAACCGCUCCAAUGCAUAUUGAAGUAGCUGAUUUACAAAAGCGACUUGUCGAACAAGUACCUGGAGUUUUAGCUGUACAUGAAUUUCAUGUUUGGCAAUUAAGUGGUUCUAAAAUCAUAGCAUCUGCACAUAUACGUUGCCAUAAUUUAAGUGAAUAUAUGGCCGUAGCUGAACAAGUUAAAGAUUUUUUUCAUACAGAAGGUAUCCAUUCAACAACAAUCCAACCAGAGUUUAUUGAUGAAGAAAUUAUUACUGGGACAGUUAGCGAUAAAGAAUGUAUUCUCGAAUGCCUUAAAGAUUGUAGUAUGAAUACGUGUUGUGGUCAACCAUCAAGUUAUGUUAAACAGCGAGUACCUCGAAUAGAAGACAAUCUACAACGUCUACCAACUGAAACUAUCGUACCAUCCAUUGAAAUCAUAAGUCCAACACGAUCAAAUAGUUAUGUUGAGUAA
Rotaria socialis is the source of this 1335-nucleotide messenger RNA. Lineage: Eukaryota; Metazoa; Rotifera; Eurotatoria; Philodinida; Philodinidae. The record is from the annotation of a GenBank genome assembly.